Messenger RNA from Anthonomus grandis grandis, 8821 nucleotides. It is a transcript of the gene NAT1, whose product is annotated as eukaryotic translation initiation factor 4 gamma 2. Gene Ontology annotation, molecular function: protein binding; mRNA binding; translation initiation factor activity. Bases 410 to 2704 code for a protein of 764 amino acids. NCBI's taxonomy places the organism in Eukaryota, Metazoa, Arthropoda, Insecta, Coleoptera, Curculionidae. Gene Ontology annotation, cellular component: eukaryotic translation initiation factor 4F complex. The transcript is spliced from 13 exons. The record is from RefSeq and is a predicted model, not a curated record.
UGGGCCACUUUCAACAAAUAAUACCAGUUUUUCAUCCCCCACCAAAGCCAGCAACGCACACGCAAUUGGUUGCCCGGAGGACCCCACCCUCACCACGGAGAGCCCCAGGCAACCGGGGCCACAAGCAGCUCGUGCAUCGGGGAAGGACGGCUUAGCCGCCCCUUCCGCCAAUAAACGACGCUGGGUCCCACCAUCGACGCUCCGGCACCGCGAUGCGGCUGCUACGCCUGAGUCACGCAAUGACCAGGUUUUCCGCAAAGUCCGGGGCAUUCUUAACAAGCUCACUCCAGAAAAAUUCCAGAAGUUGAGCGAUGACUUGCUGCGUGUCGAGCCGCAGUCAUCGGUCAUCUUAAAGGGAGUCAUCAUUUUGAUCUUCGAAAAGGCGCUAGACGAGCCGAAAUACUCGUCGAUGUACGCUCAGCUCUGUAAAAGGCUGAGCGAAGAGACGCCAACGUUUGAACAAAGCGACGGUACCACCAUCACCUUCCGCAUUCUGCUAUUGAACAAGUGCAAGACCGAAUUCGAGAACAGGGCGGCCGCCGUCGAACGUAACAUAAAUGGCUACGCGGAGGACGGGACGCCCCUCGACCGCGAGGAGCUCGAGGAGAGACACGCGUCCGCCAAACGCAAGAUGUUGGGCAACAUUAAGUUCAUCGGCGAACUCGGGAAACUCGAGAUCCUUUCCGAGAGUAUCUUGCACAGAUGCAUCAAGGAAUUGCUCAUGCGACACGGAGACGAUCCAUCCGAAGACCUGGAGUGUCUCUGUCAGAUCAUGCGCACAUGCGGCCGCAUCCUCGAUACGGAAAAGGGCCUCUACCUUAUGGAUCAGUACUUCAAGCGAAUGCAGGCGCUCGCCCAGAAUAUGGAUCUGCAGCCCCGGAUAAGGUUUAUGUUGAAAGACAUAAUUGACUUGAGGAAUGACAAUUGGAUGCCUAGAAAGGCGACAGUGGUCGAGGGACCCGUUCCGAUAGCGCAGAUCAGACCUGCCGAUAAUGAUCGAUUAGGUUUUAGAAGAGACCGUAACCAGGAACGCGAGUCCGACCGCAACCAGAGCGAUUCCCUGUUCCGGCACCCGUUGAAAACGCGCGGCGGUCUCGACGACAUCAUGGCCGGCAUUUCGUUCACCUCUCCCGCGCCCCUAAUCCCGGUCGGGCCCCCUUUCGGCGGACCGAACGGGUUCGGGGGCAGGGAGGGCCGCGACGGCCCCUUCCGCAACGAUCGCAGGGGCGGAUCCGCAUACAACAACGCCGGCAACUACGAGGGCAGCAGACGCGGACACUAUAAACACAACCAGAACAAUUCCGGGUCCAAUUUUAGUAACCAAUCGAAUAAAGAAGUGGCGCCCCGUUUCAAGCGCAAUAAUCUGAUCGUUGCCAAAGAGGAGUUACAGGAGGUGGAGCUGCGCCCGAACUCGAUGCCGUUCAACAAGUCGUUGGUGCGCAACCAUAACAACAUGAACGGGCCGGUCUCGAUGCCGCUCCGCGCCAGCAUGAUGGAGCCGCCCUCUUUCGGGGGCGGCAAGCAGCCGCCCAGCGCCGUCAAGGAGCCGCUGCCGAUCAAGCAACUUACCCAGGACCGACCCAAAUCUAAGAAAGAUAAGGGUCCAAGUAAAGAAGAAGUCCUAAAGAAAUUCAACACUUUACUGGACGAAUACUGGAAAGGAGAGGUGGAUCUCAAGCAAGCCAUCAAUUCGUACAAAGAGCACAAAGUACCGGACAAGUUCGCCAAAGAUGUGACGCUGUCCGGUUUGUCUCUUGCCCUCGACAAGUCCGAUGCCGAACAAGAGAAAUUCAUAAAACUACUCGGGAAUUUAAAAGAGGACGGCGCGGUAUCGGGUGGAGCGAUCCAAGAGGCCUUCAAGUCCCUCUGCCACGUGUUGGACCAACGCGAGACCGACGUCGAGGGUGACAAAAGCGCCGCCGUCAUUUCGGCCGCGUCGGUAUUACUGGCCGCCGCCGUAUGCGAACACUUGGCACCGUUGUCCGACGUUGCCGUGCUCACGGAUAACGGGGCGCACUAUCCGCUAUUUUUGAUGGUGCUACAGCGGGUGAAGAAGAAAACCGGCAAGUCGGAACUGAGCGAGAUGUUUAAUAAGAGUAAAAUUAACUUAAUGGCACAACUGCCCGAAUCCGAAAAAAACAAGGAGAGACUCACCGAGAUCCUGGAGGAACGGGAACUGACAUUUUUGUACCCGUUGCUCCGUAUCCAGGCGGAUCUUACGCGACAACUAGCGGCCGACCCUAAUCCACAAGUAUUUUACAAGUGGCUUAAGGAAAAUAUGGAAACGGCCAACUUUAACGAUCCAGGAUUUAUUAACGCCCUCGUUACCGUUUUGAUCAAGUAUAUUACGCAGGAGGCGCAAUCCGCCGGAGACGAGAAGGCUGUGGCCGAAAAGGAGGUGUCCAUCCUAAAACGUUACCAACCGAUCCUUCACGAGUUUCUACGUGACAAAUCGUCGCUGCAACUGGUGGCCGUGUAUUCAUUACAGAUGCACUUCCACGCCCAGGGGUUCCCCCGGGGUCAACUGUUACGGUGGUUCGUCUCGAUGUACAAUUUAGAAAUCGUCGACGAGGAGGCGUUUUUGAACUGGAAGGAGGACAUCACCGACGCUUAUCCCGGUAAACAGCAGGCGUUAUUCCAGGUUAACCAAUGGCUCACUUGGCUCCAAGAAACGGAAUCCGACGACGAAGAAGGCGACGACUGAGCAUUUCACCCAGCUAUUCGUGAAUUAUUCCCGAUAAGUCUAAACAACAACAACAAAAAAAAAACAAAAAAAAAUUAAUAAAUAAACAAAAAAAAAGUGCAAAAUACCCGAAAAAAGUUCUCGAUAAAACAAACGCAGUUUUCAACGAGGUACAUUCUAGUUGAUUUUAAAAUAAGGGUUUGGAUUCGUUACUUUGUCCUUUAUUAGAAUAUUAUUAUCCAGAGACUAAAGCAAUAAAGAUUGACGCUAUAUCGACACUACUAAAGCCUCCUCGGUAGGUCAGUGUUUACAUGUCACUUUUGUUCGCUCUAGUUAUGGUAAGUCUUAUUUUAAACGUAGCAUUAAUGACCGUGUAACUUAGGAAAAUAUUUAGUAUAAUAAUAAUAAUAACGUUGCCUUUUCUGUAACGCCUUAACAUAUUAUAACGUUUGGCUUACAAAAAAAGCGUUUUGUGUGCGAUCGAUGCCUUUAUAAAAUCAAUUUGCUUUUUUAUAAGGCGAUAAGAUGUACUGUUAGCGCUUAAAUUAUUAUUAUUGUGCCGCAUAUAUGGUGUGGUAUUGUUCUUUCUUUUUUUUUUUAAAUAUUAGACUGCCGCUUGAUCCAAGCUCGUGUUUUAAAACUUUUAGAAUGACUUUUUAGUUUAGGAUUUAUUUUAUUUUUGUGCAAUUAUUUUUUUACUUUUUCCUAUUAUACAAUGUGACAAUUUACUUGAUUAUACGGUAAUACCAUUAUGUUCAGCAGAAAGGCUCUUUUUUCCCUGACGACCUUUGACAAUUGUGCAACAGUAAAUUGUCAUUAUUUUUUUUUUUAAGUGUUUGCCGAGGGUAUUAUACCAGGUGUUUUUAAAUGAAAAUUAUUUUAUUCUUAUGAAAGACCACGUUUUACUCUAUUGUGACAUAAUUGUCGCUAAUUUUGAAACACACCAACAAAUUCAAAUAGUCAUUGAUUGGGUGCUAGAUCCGGAUUGUACGGAGGAAUGUUCCCAAGGCAAACGAUGCGAUAAGCUAUUGAGUUUGAUUUGCCUUAUGUGCAGCAAAAUAACACACUUGCUGAGUCUUUUGUUGCUCUAUGCUGUGAGAUUUAACAAAAGGCAUGGCUUACUGGGUGAGUCUGAUUUUGUCCAAUCAAACUCAAGAGUGUAUCACAUCGUAGGAGAAUUGUACCGCCCGUACCAUCUAGAAAUUUUACACUUUUUAAAUGGCUUAUUUUCACAAUACCGGUGAUACGACGAGUAUCUCAGUAUUAGCGGAUUUUAGGUCGAAAAACAGAGUAAAAUGUGGCCUUUGAUAUGAAUCUUUUUUUUUGUUCAUAAAGACGCCUUGUAUGAAUUGAUAAUUAGGCUUUUUAGGGUCGUAUCGAAAUGUAUCAUUUCUUAGUCUCAAGGGCAUAAAAAUCUGUCAAUUUCUUCUUAAUUCCUAUCUUACUAUGUAACAGUUUACAUGAUUAGUCUGCAUUUCCAUUACGUAAAACAGAAGGACUUUUUUCCUAAUCCUAUGCUUAAAUUAAAUUGACUGGAUAAAAUUGUCACUUAGCAGGCAUUUUUUUGGCAAUCAUGCUACUAAACCUCAACCUGUAUUUAACUUUGGAGCAAUUUUCCAUUUUAUUCCAGGCAUUUCAAGACAUUUUAACCUUUUUUCCCCUGUCAUUUGAAGCCAGUUUCAGGUUUUUUAAAUUAAUGUUAUUAGUUAAGUAAUAAUCGUGUAACAAUCAAAGUCUUAGCUGAAAGUUUAAAAUCAGAUCCUCUCUAUUUAAAUACAACAUGAAGUAAAUAAAUGGUUUGUUUGACAUAAACAAUAGGUUUUUAUUCAAAAACAAACAAAUUAUUGAAAAAUCCGUAUUGAAACAAACAAAUUUUACUGGUUAUGUUGCUCGAAAGAAGUUGUUAGGAUUGAUAUCUGAUUGUUUACCCAAAAUUGUCACUUAAAAGGUAGUAGUUGGUUUCAUCAUUAAUUUAUUUAUAAUUUCCAUACUUUUGGAGCAAUUUUCCACUAUAUUCCAGGCAUCUGAAGUUACUGUUCUAUGUGCUUCAAGUCUUUAAUAAAUUUGUUUGUAACUUCCAGGCAUUUGAAAACGUUUUAACGGUUCAGUGUUCUAUUGAUGCUUAGGAGAUUCCCUAUCCAAGAAGUAUUAAUGAUAAUUAUGUACCAAACUUUGAAGCUAUUGUCCUUUUUAUACCAGACAUUUGAAUUACAUGUUAUUGGUUAACGAAUAAUCGUGGAACAGUCAAACAAUCUCAGCUGAAAACUGAUCCUAUCUAUUAAAAUACCUACAAAAUACAACAUGGAGUGGGCUUGCUUGAAUUAAACUUAAGUUUUUAUUCAAAAACCAUAUUGAAACUAAUUUUGCCCUUUGAAAGGAGUUUUUGGGAAGGAAAUCUGCUUUUAUUUAUAUGUUCCAGACUUGUAAAAUGUUAAUAUUUUAUUCCAGACAUCUGAAGCUACUUCCAGGAAUUGGAAAUACAUUUUCAUUAAUGAUGAUAUUGCUAACGAAUAACAGGGGUACAAUGAAACAGUAUUGUCUGAAAUAGCCUUUCUAUUUAAAUACCCACAAAAAUUACAACAUAAAGUAAAUGAAUGGGUCUGUUUAAAUUAAACUUAAGUUUUUAUUCAAAGACAAUAUUGAAAUAAACAAAAUUUACUGGUUCUGUUGUUGUAAAAGAGUUUUUGGGAAACAAAACUGAUUUUAAUCAAAAUUCUCACUUAAAAGGUAGUUUUUGGCUUCACAAAUUAUUUAUGUUCCAGACUUUAGGAUUAAUUUUCCAUUAUAUUCCAGGCAUUUGAAAACGUUUUAUCGCUUUAUCGUAAACGCUUGUAGAGGUUUACUAUCUAAGAAGUAUGAAUCUAUGUAAGGAUUGUGGAUGGUUAUUUAUCUUGAGUCUUUGAGAAAUAACUACGAAUAUGAUAUUUGUAAUAUGGGGAGAAAUGCCGUGUAUAAAGCUUACUCCUUUCUUUAGUUUUUUUCCCUGGUAUUUGAAACCAAUUUUAAACUUUUCCUAGACUGAGACGUUGACGCCUUUAAUAAAAAAAUAUUGAAAUUCUUAUUUUUAUAGCGAAAAAAAUACAUCACUUGGUAGUUCCGUUAAUGAACCUUAAAUGCACAUCUGUCAAUUUUAUCUUAAUUCUUAUUGUACUAUGUGACAGUUUACACGAUUAUUCGGUGAUUUCCAUUAUUUACAACAUAAGCAAUCUUUUCUUCCUAUUCCUGUGGUCAAAUAAAAUUAAAUUCUUACUUAUUUAUAUGUACCAAACUGGAGCAAUUUUCCCUUUUGUUCCAGGCAUUGAAAGUUACUUUUCUACAUCCUUCAAGUAUGUAAUAUAAUUUCCCGGAAUUUGAAGACUUUUAAUGUUUUUCCAGCGAAUUUUGAAGCCAAUUGCGGACUUUUAAACUAAAGUUUCCUCUGAACUAAGUCCACGUCAACUAAAUGACUUCUGAAAUGAGCAAUUCUUCAUUAAACAGCAAAAACUUAGAUUUGCCAAUUUUCUCGUAAUUGCAUCUCUUUUUGCACUGAAACAAAUACGUUUUGAUACCACCUUAUGCUAGUCAAACAACAAACACUCAUUCUUAAAUAAAACCAAUUUUCUUAUUCUACCUUGGGGCUUAUAAAAUAUCUCCUCACCCCUUCGAAACACCUAUUUACCCUGAUGUGUUAUUUAGUUAAAUUUGUAAUUUCAUAGAUAAAGAUCUUUUUUUUUUUUUUAAAAUUUAUCGGGCAUUUUGCUAUAGCCAAAAUAACUCCCCGAACCGAUUUCGACCUGUUCGGAUCUCAUUAUCGGGCACACAAUCGGCCAUAGCAAAAUGGCCCGAAAUAAACUGAUGAUAUAACAGUAGUUUUAGAACCAACAGUAGGCAGAUAAAACAGGAGAUUAUCCGAGAAAACUUUUAAUUAAAGGAAAAAAAAACAAUUAAUAUUAAUUUAUUCGUUCCGUGUAUUAUUUGCUCACUGUUAAGCGAUUCGCGGGUCAAUAAAACGCCAUUUUGGGGGCACUUUAUCGACCCGCGAGUCGACUUAAGAACUUGUUUAGAUCUGUAAGGUUAUUUUAUCCGCGAGGCCUGACCGGCGAAUUUCUUAUUUUCAUGACAUUCGUUUCUAAAUUUAUUAACAUUAAUCGCCGAUUGGCCGCGAAACAAUUUUCUUUUUUUUUUUUUAAGAAUUUAAUAACAGCGGUAUAGGAAUUAAGUCGGGCUUUACUCAUAAGCGGAUUUUUGAUGGAGUGCCUUCCGAAAAACGCACAAUCAUUCACAUGAGGGUGACAUUAUAAAGGUCGAAACGUCCACUAAAAUAACACACGUUUUAAACUUGGAAACUCACUUGGUUUAUUGGGCUUUAAAACUUUUUUAUUAACGAUUUAAUUAUCUUUUAAAGAGUCUACUGGGGACCUGAAUAGAUGCUUUGUUGGGUAGAUUUACAAACGUAAACUUCCAUCAAUCUUUCUCUCAUUCUACCAUCAAGUGCAUUUUAAGAGCUUACAUUCAGCACCCGGUUCUAACUCAAUUUCCUGGAAUAAUGUUUUUAUUUCUUCCAGGCAUUUGAGGGCAAGAAAUAAACACAUUAUUCCAGGCAGUUGAGUGCAUUCUAAUAGCUGACAUAGAAGAUAUAGACAAUUAGGUGCAAGUCUUAACUGCCUUGAAGAAUAUUUUUAUUUCUCAGGCCAUUGAGUGCCAGAAAUAAAGGCAUUCUUCCAGAUAAUUGAGUCCAUUCCAGUAGCAGACAUAGGAACACUAGGUUCGAACUCAACUGCCUGAAAGAAUGUUCUUAUUUCUUCCAGGGAAUUGAGGUCGAAAAAUUAAAACAUUAUUCCAGGCAGCAGUUGGGUGCAUUAGUCCAACGCAGUUUUCAAAAUUUUGUAACAACUCCAAACACCAUAAUUUAUAGCCAUCUGCAAGUCAUUUUUCAUGUCUACUACUACUGUUUGCUCCACAUUAUGCAUAUUGAUUUCACAACAAUAUUUAACUAGUUGUGUUUGAAAAUGGCAAAGAAUUUGUCUUUUGUUUCCAGAAACUACCUUUAUACGUACAAUUUUCAUCAGAUUUUGUUUAAAACAAUGUAGAUUUAUCAUUGCCUCAAGUGAUGGGGUUAGACUCAUGUGAUUAGGUUAAAUCAAAACAUCACCAGGUUCUAACUCAACUGACUGGAAGUAUGUUUGUUAUUUUUUGCUCUUAAUUUCUUAGACGAAUAAAAACGUUCCUUUCAGAAUAUUGAGUUAGAACUUGAUGAUAUGUAAACUGGUGGAAUAUGUCCAUCCACUUAAUUGUCUGAAAGGCGUAAAAACCUUAUUGUUAACGUUAUUUUUUCCUUAACUGCCUAGACGAAAAAAAAAACAUUCUUCCAGGCAGUUGAGGAUGGGUAUUCUGCCUAUGUUGUAAUUUAAAUGCUAUACAAAAUAACAUUGCAAUUAUUUCUGCUAUAGUCCAUUCAUAAACAAGAGGCCAGACAUAAACAAAGCGCUUCUAAUCGGUUAAAGAAAAAUCUAUGUAAUAAAUAUGACGCAAUGUUUGUUCCUAAUGGAGUCAACAGUUUAUAACAAAAGUAAUCAUUUAUCGUCAUAUCUAAUACAUAUAUAAUACCUAAAAUGCCUAGAAGAAAUAAACCAAUUGCAGUUAAGGCCAAAAAUAAAACAAUCUUCGUGUUAUAUUGAGUUGACGUUUUCACCUCUAUUAGUUUAUCCUCAGGACAAACAAACUGAGAGAUGCACUAUCAUCGCAUAUUUGCACGUCUUUACUUAUAUUUUUUUCGUGAUUAAUUCAUACAGUUCAACUUGUCUAAGAGUAUUCUAUUUUUGAGCUAAAUCGAAUAACGUAAUAAAAACACUAUUCCAUGCAAAUGUCCAACUAAGAUUUGUAAGUCUGAAGUGUUUUAGCUUAGUUUUGAUAUACUGGCACAAUUUUACGAUUGAUUUGAGGUUCCGGACCGUGGUUUUUCGGACAGCACUUUACCCAUUUAAUUUUAUUAUAAUUAUAUUUUUUUAAGUAUUUUCCCUUGUGUGAUUUGUUUAAAUGUGCACCUUACCCGAUUCAAUUUAAUCCGUUUAAACGUAAAUAAAUGUCUUUUGUCAGAUUUGUCUUUGAAAUAAAAUAAAACAUGUUCUGUGGCGUUUUACCAUCUACGCCAAUUUUUUA